This is a messenger RNA of Cyphellophora attinorum, 285 nucleotides long. Its product is annotated as Small nuclear ribonucleoprotein E. Gene Ontology annotation, cellular component: U2 snRNP; precatalytic spliceosome; U5 snRNP. Gene Ontology annotation, molecular function: RNA binding. The transcript has 2 exons. The coding region runs from base 1 to 285 and encodes 94 amino acids. Lineage: Eukaryota; Fungi; Ascomycota; Eurotiomycetes; Chaetothyriales; Cyphellophoraceae. Gene Ontology annotation, biological process: mRNA splicing, via spliceosome; spliceosomal snRNP assembly. The record is from RefSeq and is a predicted model, not a curated record.
AUGGACCGACGAGGCGGCGGUGCGGCGCGCAAAACACUUCUUGCGCCUAUUCACUUCAUAUUCAGCCUUCUUCAAAAGCGCAACACAGUGUCAAUAUGGCUAUAUGAGAAUCUUCUCACCCGCAUAGAGGGCAAAAUCAGGGGUUUCGAUGAGUUCAUGAACCUAGUCGUGGACGAUGCAGUGGAGGUCCAAAUCGCGACAAAAGACGCGCCCGAGAAGAGGAGAAAGCUGGGACAGAUAUUGCUCAAGGGCGACAACGUGUCAUUAAUUCAUGCGCUGGACUAG